GAAGAGAGGAAGAAGAAGCAAUCGCCAUGGCAUCUGCUUCUUCUUCUUCUUCUUCUUCUCUUCAUCUUCGUCAUCUCUCCUCCUCCUCCUCCUCCUCCUACCAUCCAAACCCAAGCUCCCACACCUGCAAGCACUCACCUGCUGUCAUUCUCGACUUCCUCUUCCUCUUCCUCAUCCUCUUCUCCUCCACCUUCCUCAUCUUCUCCUUCCUCUCCUACCUUUUCCACUUCCUCUCCUUCUUCCUCCCCUCCAUCUCCAUCUCCAUCUCCUUCUCCUACCCCUUCCGUUCCCUCUCCUACCUUCUCCCUUCUUUCUCCUUCUCCUACCUCUUCCGCUCCCUCUACCUCACCGCUGCCACCCCUAUCACCUUCCUCCUCCUCCUUGUCCUCCUCCUCCUAGUCCUUGUUAUCCUCUUUGUCGGCCUCUCUUUCGUCGCCACCCGCGCCCGAUCCCGUCGCCGCUGCGGCAACCCCUACUGCGAGGGCCUCAAGCAGGCACCCGAGUUGGACAUCCUGCUCCAGAGCGAGGACGAUAUCAGGAACUUCUCGCCGGACGCCGCCUGGCGGGCGAUCGAACAGCUGCCGUGGAUGGGCGGCCAAGGCGGUAACAACCCCGAUUAUGAGUGCCUUAGAGCUGAGCUUCGCCGCAGGGUCCCUCCCAACGGCCGCGCUGUCAUGCUCUGCCGAUUGUCCUGUGGCUGCGCUGUCUCCAAGCUUGUGGCCUGGGGCCGUAAACGCCCUCGCAGAACUAGGGAGUGAGUCUUCUU
Messenger RNA from Dioscorea cayenensis subsp. rotundata (Guinea yam), 766 nucleotides. RefSeq lists its product as uncharacterized. The coding region runs from base 27 to 758 and encodes 243 amino acids. The transcript has a single exon. The record is from RefSeq and is a predicted model, not a curated record. NCBI's taxonomy places the organism in Eukaryota, Viridiplantae, Streptophyta, Magnoliopsida, Dioscoreales, Dioscoreaceae.